Molecule: messenger RNA, 363 nt
Organism: Verticillium alfalfae VaMs.102
Lineage: Eukaryota; Fungi; Ascomycota; Sordariomycetes; Glomerellales; Plectosphaerellaceae
Exons: 1
Coding region: 1-363 (120 amino acids)
Source: RefSeq, a predicted model, not a curated record
AUGGCCGAAGUCGUCGGCCUCGUCGUCGGCCUUGUCGCUCUGGUGCCGCAAUUGACGGCCGGCGUGAAGAUGCUGCGCCAGAUUCGCAACGCAGACGACCGCUUCCCUGUUGAAAUAGACAGGCUUGCAUGCGAUCUCGAACUGCUGGUCACGUUCGUCGAGGCGCUGGAAGCCACGCCUGGCGUCACCGAGCCGGUUUUCCAGCGUUGCUGCGAGUGCUGCACGCAGAUUGCCCAAGGCCUUGACAAGGUCAGGGGCAUGGUCUCUUUGGUGACGACGGGUAGCAAAAGCAAAGAGUCAUUAGGAAGAUCACGGGCUUGCCGGGCUUGCGGACCGCCGUUGAGGCUCUGCAGCAGAAUGUGA